Molecule: messenger RNA, 2298 nt
Organism: Phialemonium atrogriseum
Lineage: Eukaryota; Fungi; Ascomycota; Sordariomycetes; Cephalothecales; Cephalothecaceae
Product: P-loop containing nucleoside triphosphate hydrolase protein
Exons: 8
Coding region: 109-1935 (608 amino acids)
Biological process (GO): ribosomal subunit export from nucleus; translational termination; translational initiation
Molecular function (GO): ATP binding; ribosomal small subunit binding; iron ion binding
Source: RefSeq, a predicted model, not a curated record
AAAGAAGCUAAGCAAGCAAGAGCGACUCUUGUCGCAUCAUACCUCUCGGAUCUGCUAUCGAUCCUACUGCCAAGUCAGUUGGGCCACCGGUCCACAACAUCAGCAAACAUGUCCGACAAACUCACUCGCAUUGCUAUUAUCAAUAGCGACAAGUGCAAGCCAAAGAAAUGCCGCCAAGAGUGCAAGAAAUCCUGCCCCGUCGUGCGAAGCGGCAAGCUGUGCAUCGAGGUCACCCCGGAAUCUCGACUCGCCUUCAUCUCGGAGAGUCUUUGCAUCGGUUGUGGUAUCUGCCCCAAGAAGUGCCCCUUCGAUGCGAUCACUAUCAUCAACCUCCCGACAAACCUCGAGAGUCAGGUCACCCAUCGGUACUCAGCGAACAGCUUCAAGCUCCACCGGCUGCCCAUGCCAAGACCCGGAAUGGUGCUUGGUCUUGUGGGAACAAACGGUAUUGGCAAGAGUACUGCCCUGAAGAUUCUCAGCGGCAAGUUGAAGCCGAAUCUGGGAAAAUUUGACAACCCCCCGGACUGGGAGGAUGUUAUCAAGUAUUUCCGUGGCUCUGAGCUCCAGAACUACUUCACCAAAUUGCUGGAAGAUGACCUGAAGGCUGUUGUCAAGCCGCAGUAUGUUGACCAGAUCCCCAGGGCUGUUCGAGGCCCUGUAAAGUCUGUGAAGGGCCUGAUCGAGGGUCGGGCUUCCAUGGACAACCUCGACGAGGUUCUUGAUGUCCUCGAGCUGCGCCACAUCUAUGACCGAGAUGUAAACCUGCUCUCUGGUGGUGAGCUCCAACGUUUUGCCAUCGGAACCGUCUGUGUUCAGCAAGCCGAUGUCUACAUGUUCGACGAGCCCUCUUCGUACCUCGACGUCAAGCAAAGAUUGAGUGCUGCUCGCAUCAUUCGAUCUCUUCUCCGCGCCGAUGACUACGUCAUCGUCGUUGAGCAUGAUUUGUCUGUGCUUGACUAUCUGUCCGAUUUCAUCUGCGUUCUCUACGGCCAGCCAGCGGUUUAUGGUGUCGUCACCCUCCCCCACUCGGUCCGUGAAGGCAUCAACAUCUUCCUCGAUGGUCAUAUCCCGACCGAGAACUUGCGAUUCCGAGAGGAAUCUCUCACCUUCAAGAUUUCAGAGGGUACUGAGGACUACCUGGCGGAUAAGUCUCGCGCAUUCCGUUAUCCCAAGAUGCAAAAGACUCUCGGUGGUUUCAAGCUGAGCAUUGAUUCUGGCGACUUCACCGAUUCGGAGAUCAUUGUCAUGAUGGGCGAGAAUGGCACCGGAAAGACCACUUUCUGCCGUCUCCUCGCUGGCGCCCUGAAGCCCGACGGAGACCAAAAGGUCCCGGAGAUGAGAAUCAGCAUGAAGCCGCAGACCAUCACCCCCAAGUUUGAGGGCACUGUUCGAAUGCUGUUCUUCAAGAAGAUCAAGGCCGCCUUCCUUUCUCCCCAGUUCCAGACGGAUGUUGUCAAGCCGCUCAAGCUUGACGACUUCAUCGACCAGGAAGUAAAGAAUCUGUCGGGUGGUGAAUUGCAGCGAGUCGCCAUCGUCCUGGCCCUCGGCAUGCCUGCCGAUAUCUACCUGAUCGACGAGCCGUCUGCCUACCUCGACUCGGAGCAGCGUAUCAUUGUCGCGCGUGUCAUCAAGCGCUUCAUCAUGCACGCCAAGAAGACCGCCUUCAUCGUCGAGCACGACUUCAUCAUGGCCACGUACCUCGCCGACCGCGUUAUCGUCUUCGACGGCCAGCCGGGUAUUGACGCGCACGCCAACAAGCCCCAGUCGCUGCUUACCGGCUGCAACACCUUCUUGAAGAACCUGGAUGUCACCUUCCGCCGUGACCCUACCAACUUCCGCCCGCGUAUCAACAAGGCCAACUCGCAGCUCGACCGAGAACAGAAACUAGGCGGCAACUAUUUCUUCCUGGAAGAUCUAGAGCAGAAAUCGAGUUGAAGAGGGCGUCCCAAAGAAGAACGACGAGAGCAACCAUCAUCACCACCGCCGCCGCCGCCGCCAUCGUCGUCGUCGUAAUUUUCCUCCCCCAUGUUGGCAUGAAGCAUCCGGUCCCGGCGUUGCAGGCGUUCAAAACGGUGGCAAAAUCCGAGCCGGCGUCGCUCGCGGUCUGCAUGAUAUCGCUUUAGAGGAGGAGGGCGGCGUGUCCGACGACAACGAUCCGGACGCCUAACAACGGCGACGGCAGUCUAUCCCCUGUUGCCUGGUCCUACGAAGAAGGGAGGAGUCGAGGUCUUCCCCCGGUGGUCUUUGUUUUGCCAUUUCCCCAUUGCUUGGAUCGGAAAUCCUGCUUCUGCUUCUGCU